Messenger RNA from Laetiporus sulphureus 93-53, 1383 nucleotides. RefSeq lists its product as uncharacterized. Bases 1 to 1188 code for a protein of 395 amino acids. The transcript has a single exon. The record is from RefSeq and is a predicted model, not a curated record. NCBI's taxonomy places the organism in Eukaryota, Fungi, Basidiomycota, Agaricomycetes, Polyporales, Laetiporaceae.
AUGGUCGCUCUGAAGGAGGCACAGGAGAAGACCACUACCUACAUUGUCGGCUUAGAGUCCCGACUCAACAAUGCCAUCAUCAAUGCACCUUCCACAGGUAUCCUACCGCCGGCCGGCCAAACCAGUCAAUCGCCCCGCCGAAUCAAGCUCCCAGAUCCUCCCAAGUAUUCGGGAAGAAAAUCGUCGGAAAACUUUGAGACUUGGUUUACGAACCUACUUAUCUGGCUCGACUAUAACCAUUUCACGGACGACAAGGACAAAAUUCGGCAAGCCAACGCACAUCUAGAAGGAGGAGCUGCCCUAUACAUGAAAGAGUAUGCAAUCAAGCUCGCCUCAGGACAAGACGUCGGCACAUGGGCUGAAUACACCCGAAAAUUGGAAAUGGCAUACAAGACGCUUGACCCCAAGCGCACGGCACAAUCAUUACUAGAUGCACAUUGCACAAUCCGCCACAAGACGAUGAUUGCCUUCGCAGAGAAUUUCAGGGCUUACGCCCCCGAAUCAGGAUACUCUGACGAAGAUUUAAUCGUCAAAAUCAGGGAACAGCGGUCGACCCACAGUCAAACGGUCAUGUCGGUAACAGAAACUUUAGACCCCUCGAAGAUCCCAACCACUUGGAUGGAUUAUCUCGAGUUCUGCUUGGAAAUAGAAAUCAAGCAUCUCCAGCAGAUGACGGGCAACAAGUCUACUGGACAAACCACGACAACCAAGGCGACCGCUCCUAAGGACCCUAACGCAAUGGACACCAGCGCACGAAUCGCACACGAACUUUCCCCGGAACAAGACAGGUGGCUGGCAAACAAGCUAUGCUUGUUUUGCAGAAAGCACGCCUAUGAGCGAGGAAAGCGGUGCCCCUCCCCCAAGCCUGAAUACAAAGGCAAGCGGUUUCAGACACGAUCCGCCCCGAAGCAAGGACAGGGAAAAGGAAAGGGCAAGGCAAACAACGUGCGACAGGUGGAAGAAGAAACUAGCGCGGGUUCAUCAGCUCAAAUUGCGGCACUGGAACAAGCAAUUGCUGCACUUCGGGGCAUGAGCACGAACGCAUCUUCACCACCGUCCAGCAAGGGCAAAAACAAGGCAAAAAACACGGACGCGGCAUCAACGGCAUCGGUAUCAACGCUUAAGGACACCAACGCGAGAAUCGUUGAGAUAGACGAUUUCUCAGAGGAUUUUCAGUACGAAGUGUAGACGAGUCUGGUGUCACACUUCAGGACAAUUGUAUUAGUACCGUGAGAACGAAUGUACCUAGCGACCACCUAUAUAUUGCAUCCGCAGGUUUUUCUAAACAUUCGAUCGAAUUGCCGAUAAGAUUCGUAUCACGGGAAAUCCAGACAACGGCACUAUUGGAUUCUGGAGCAGUCUCCUGCUACAUCGACCAACGAU